AAAAGUUUCCUUUUUGCAAUUUACUUUAUUUUCUGAGUUUCCCUUGUCUGACAUCUGACUAGGAAACUCACGGUGCAUGCAUAUAUUCCCCAAUACUGCACCCGGGCAUCUUGCGUUCCUUGUCAUGAUCAUAUAAAAGUCAGUAAUGCGAUAAUCCCCGGGCUGUACAAAAUGGACUGACAGAUCCCAAUAGCGAUAUUGUCAUCAUACUCCAAUGUGUGAAAGUGCCCCAAAGUCUACAAAAAGUUGUAAACAAUGUAUUAAGUAUAUUUAAAUGUACGUUCUGGCCCUAAAUUAGUGCAAGAUGAAACGUUCGCAGAUUAAAAACGAAUACGCUGAAGAAGACCCUUGUUUAGAGGAAAAUGUGGAAAAUGGAGAAGAAAUGCCAAUUAUCAGCGUAGUUGUAAACCCUGAUAGCCCGCAAAAUAUCAAUGCACUGUCCUCCAAUGUACCCCUAUUUAUUAAGAAGCUCUGGAUAAUAGUGAAUGAUGAGAGCAAUAAGGAGAUUAUCAGUUGGAAUAGCAGUGGAGACGGUUUUGAGAUGCAUGACCAGUUGGGUUUUAUUUCGCAAACACUUCCCAAAUAUUUUAAACACAACCAGUUGUCCAGUUUCGUAAGGCAAUUGAAUUUGUACGGUUUUCAUAAAAGUCAAUCCAUCGAAAGGGACGAAUUUCAGUUUACACAUCCGUUCUUUCUGAAGGAUGUACCACAGCUUUUGCCACUGAUCAAGAGGAAAGUACCUUCAGGACGAUCGCAGUCAACUAAACCCACACCAAACGAAAACUCUCCUCAUGCGCCCAUUGUUCAGGAACUAGUUGGAACUAUUAAGAAUAUUACAGACAAAAGUGAUGCCAUUGCAACAGACAUGUCCAAGUUGAGACAAGAAAAUGCCGCUCUGUGGAGAGAAAUGAACACUCUAAGACUAAAAUAUUCCAAGCAAACGAAAAUCAUCAACAAACUAAUUCAUUUCCUGAUAGCGUACAUGCAAAAACAUCACAAUUCAAGGAAGGGUGGCCGAACAGUCAGUCCUGCAAACUCUAAUAAAUUUUUGAAAACUGGUCCUAAAAUAAUGGAGCUGGAUUAUCGGUACAAGAAUAAUCCGCAUGAAUUUUGGACUGAUUUCGAUAAUGAACAGAGUGCACCUGAUCAUGAAAAUUAUACGGUGGUAGAACCUGCUGAUAGUCCCUCCAGUCAAUGUGGUCAGGCGAGUGAAAUUGCUAAAUCUCACAAUAUGCGAGUAUCUUCCACCAUCGAUGAACUUCUGCCCAACUCGAAUACAUACGAUCCUAUGGCGGGAGCAUCCAACUCACCGCUACCACAAUUUGAUUACAAAUCCAGCUUGCCGUCAUCAAGUAAAGCGUCUAACUCGGCCUUACAAAGAGCUGGAGGAAGUAAAGAUAAUUUGGGAUAUCUCAUUGAUAAUUCCCGGGUGGAAAUGAGCACGAUUAAGGAAUUAAUCAAAAACCUGACACCAGAUGAUAUGACCACAUUUUAUAAAUUGGUUAAUGAGAAUUGCAAAGCUCAAGAAGAAGACUUGAAUUUCGAUGUGGCAAGUGAUCUGAUGUCUUCACUGGCCGUGCCGGAAGUUGAUAACAAUAUAUCGCAGAGCGAUUUGGAAAACUUAGAGAAGAUGAUUCAGAAUCAAAUUGGGAAUACUGAAGCUUUAUCACAACCAUUAUCUUCCAAUGAUACCAUACAAGCUGACACGAUUAACUCUGCAUUGGCUGAUCCUUCCAGUUCUGUUCAGAAAAGCGACGAUCCUGGACUACCUUCCAUAGAUGAUGGCGCAUUAGGAUUAAUCGGUUUAGAUGAUGAUCUAUUCAAUACAGAUGAUAUUUUGACCAAUGUUUCAGUUGAUCAGUUCUUCAAUAUGAACUAACUAACUAACUAACUGUGUUACACUUAUAGGCUUAAAAGGGUAUAAGAUCUUUUUAUGCAAUAAGUAUCAAAUUAACUGUGAAACGUGGUGACCUUCUGACUCUGGAAGAAGUUGUGUGAUGAACUUUGUACGAGAAACUCAUAAUUUUUUAAGCAAUUUUAGACAUUGACUUGUCCGAUAGUGUCUUACGGUUCGAUUUGUUAAGGUAAUAAGCGGCUUAGCAACUUGUGAAGUUUAACUGGACUCCUAAAGUUGCAACGAGCGGAUCUGGGCAUUUCUAUUCAGUAAUUAUAGUCUUCAUUCUCCCCUCGGGAUUAAUAAUAAUGUCAAAACUGAUCCCACUCUCGCUGUACUUGGAAUAGCUUUAUUAUAUCGAUUGAGCGAAAGUGGACUACUUAGAGAUUAUUAGCUUCAGGGAGCAUAUCAGAGAUACGCAUAUUACGUCUGUAAUGUUUCGAACAUACACAAGUUUUGUCAGUGUCGAUAUAUUAAAUUUAUUACGAUUUAUUUUGUACAUCACGUUAUAUACGUAUAAUUUGAAUAACGAAUAAAUGUAUUUGUUUCA
Messenger RNA from Dendroctonus ponderosae (mountain pine beetle), 2444 nucleotides. Its product is annotated as heat shock factor protein. Gene Ontology annotation, molecular function: DNA-binding transcription factor activity; sequence-specific DNA binding. The coding region runs from base 305 to 1879 and encodes 524 amino acids. NCBI's taxonomy places the organism in Eukaryota, Metazoa, Arthropoda, Insecta, Coleoptera, Curculionidae. The transcript is spliced from 3 exons. The record is from RefSeq and is a predicted model, not a curated record. Gene Ontology annotation, biological process: regulation of DNA-templated transcription.